Molecule: messenger RNA, 1668 nt
Organism: Endocarpon pusillum Z07020
Lineage: Eukaryota; Fungi; Ascomycota; Eurotiomycetes; Verrucariales; Verrucariaceae
Exons: 2
Coding region: 1-1668 (555 amino acids)
Biological process (GO): transmembrane transport
Cellular component (GO): membrane
Molecular function (GO): transmembrane transporter activity
Source: RefSeq, a predicted model, not a curated record
AUGUCUCUACGCGACCUUGAAAAGCAAAACCAGUUUCAUAGUGUGGAUCCUGACCGCCGCCCCUCUUCGCAAAGCCAUAGCUUGUGUAACUGCGGUGAAAAGGUUGAGGAACAAGGACUACAUGCCCUGAAUAGUUCUGCACUGUGCUCAACCACAUCCCGACGACAGAUUUAUACAACUCUACAGCCCACGCGAUCUCACCUUACAUGCCUUAGCGACGACGCUGCUCCUGAUUCAACACCCUCUCAACAUGCCUCUGCUGAUCACGCCAAGUAUGAGGUUGGAUGGGACGGUGAAGACGACCUCUGGAACCCUCGAAACAUGCAUAUGGCAAGAAAGUGGUUGAUCACAUUCACCAUGGCUCUUUGCUCUAUGUGUGUGACGUGCACAUCUUCAUUGUACACAAUGACCUACAACCAGAUGGAUAAGGAGUUUGGCAACUCCCGAAUCGUGGCCACCCUGGGUCUUUCUCUCUUUGUGUUUGGCCUGGGUCUUUCUCCCAUGGUACUGGGCCCGUUGUCCGAAUUCUAUGGCCGCAGACCAAUAUACAUUGGCGCCUUCAUCUUCUUUACCAUCUGGCUCAUUCCUUGUGCCGUAGCACCCAAUAUUGAGACCAUGCUCGUUGCUCGGUUCUUCGAUGGACUAUCCGGAAGUGCAUUUCUAUCAGUUGCAGGGGGAACUAUCGGAGAUAUGUUCUCACAGAGUCAGCUUCAAGCUCCCAUGAUGGUCUACACCGCAAGUCCCUUCAUCGGGCCAGGACUGGGCCCCAUUAUUGGUGGCUUCAUCAAUUAUUUCUUGAACUGGCGGUGGUCUUUCUAUAUCUUGCUCAUCUGGUCCGGAUUGAUGCUGGCUGCCAUUAUGUUUCUCAUACCAGAGACCUAUCAUCCUGUGCUCUUGAGGAACAAAGCUCGAAAGUUGCGCAAAGAGACGGGUGACGACAAUUACAAAGCACCGAUUGAGAUCAUGGAUCGUUCUAUUGCCCGAACGGUUAUCAGAUCUCUUUACCGUCCAUUCCUUCUGCUCGUGUUGGAUCCGAUGUGUCUCAAUCUCUGCCUCUUUUCAUCAAUCUUGCUCGGAAUACUGUACCUAUUCUUCGGAGCCUUCAAUCUUGUCUUCACGAAAGUACACGGCUUCAAUUUGUAUCAGAUUGGAUUAUCCUUUUUUGGGUUGCUGGUUGGUAUGCUUCUUGCUAUUGCCUCAGAUCCGCUUUGGCAACGCAAUUACCUCCGACUCGUGCGUAACAAUUCCAACAAGUCCGAGCCAGAGUAUAGGUUGCCGCCUUCUAUCGGCGGCGCAGUCCUCACCGUCAUUGGACUCUUCUGGUUCGCUUGGACAAUUCACCCGUCCAUCCAUUGGAUUGUGCCCAUCAUUGGUUCUGGGUUUUUCGGAGCAGGCACCGUGCUGGUUUUCUCAGGAGUCUUCACUUUCUUAGUUGAAGCUUUCCCACUGUAUGCGGCGAGCGGGCUCGCUGCGAACUCCUUUGCGAGAAGCUCCUUUGCAGCACUGUUUCCGCUGUUCGCGCUGCAGCUUUACAACAAGCUGGGAUACCAGUGGGCUUCCUCACUAUUGGCUUUUCUGACGCUUGUUAUGGCUCCCUUCCCAUACAUCUUCUUUCUCUACGGCGGAAGACUUCGUCAAAAGAGUAGGUUUGCUUCAACGGGUAACUAG